Molecule: messenger RNA, 303 nt
Organism: Spodoptera exigua (beet armyworm)
Lineage: Eukaryota; Metazoa; Arthropoda; Insecta; Lepidoptera; Noctuidae
Source: the annotation of a GenBank genome assembly
AUGAAACCAAGUGAGACCAAAAGUAAAAAAAAAGAUUACGAGGUGUUCCUUGUAGCUCUGCUAGCAGCAGUAGCAUCCAGUGAGCCCCCAGUAGGAUACAACUACCAGCAACCAGCCAGGCACAACAGCUACAAUUCACCAACCAACAGCUAUUUGCCGCCUACCACUGAUAUAGAUUUAGCCUGUUUGUUUGCUUCUUGCAUUAACCAUUCGCUCAUCUUGACGACGAAGACUCGACUGGUAGAAAAUGCCCAGGCUAUUGAGUCCGCCUAUGUAAUGUACCCAUUGUACAUGAAGUUUUAA